AGCGAAUGAACCUGAAGUAGAGCGGUUUUCUCGCUCGCACAUUUUAGGCCGCCAUUACUCUGAUAGCGUAGCGGUGGAGAAGCUAGCGGAGGCAUUGUGUGGUCUUUUUCUUCACUAAAAAUUUGUAAUUUGAACAUUUCUGACACAAAACUGAUUGCGUUUGAGACAAGAGGUGCAAAGCAACUAAGGGUCCUUACAAUUUGUUUUUCAUUUUUCUGAACUGUCAGUAGAUCUUUCUUAUCAAGUACUUAGAUUGCUCCUGAUCUCAUUUGAUUAUCGCUUUCUUAUACUGUAUUCACAGUUUGACACUUUACAGUUAAAAGUUAGUAUGCAGCAACCUUAAAAUCAAAAAUCCAUCAUAAAGAUAAAUUAGUUGAAAUUAUUUUUUUCAGAAUUCAGAGUCACGUUUUUACACCAGAAGUAGUAUCUUCGAUAAAAACCCAAGAAACAGAAAAAGUAGUAUCUGUAGUCUUACGUAGAGUGGUUCCUAUAGAAGUUCUAAGAAAGGGGCAUUGUAUUUACUGCCUGCACCUAGUCCUAGAUAGUACCACAUCGACAUCACGCGUGCGUCUACGUUUUCUUUGAAGAGCCAACUUCUGACAAACAAUUCCAAAUUUGAGAAGUAUGGGCAACAAGAAGAUCAUGCUGUCGCAACCGAGCAAGCUUCUGCGUUUGUGCGCUGCGGCCGCAGCUGCGCAGCUGACGGCUCUCCACAGCAAAUGCGGUGUAAUCAGGUCGUCUAUCACUAUCCUCGUCGAAGCAGCCGCGCCGCUCGGCCCCGGUCGUACUAGUCGAGAAUCACGUCGAAAUAGGGCUAACGAUCGAAAUCCGUCGAAAUACAAGCAAGAGCAGCCUGAAACUACAAGACAAAAUAGCGGAGGGAAUGUGAGUGAUCCUAACCGCCCUCGCACUUCUGCGCGGAGCCACCAGACGAGCAACGCUUCAAUGAUUGGCACCGCCGCUCCAAUUCCACGACCUGAGCCGCUGCGUGGUCAGCCAGCAGCGGCUCGAGCGUGGUUUGAGGUUCCCGCUCCAUCCUUUGGAGGUUCAUCUUCAUCCUCGGCCCCGUACAAUCCGACUCUGACUCCAGUACAACAGAUACAACCGCCAUGGCCGACGAUGGACUACAACAGUGUGCAAGUUGUACUGCAGCAGCAGCAGCUGUAUGCGCGAGUACUAGGGCAGCAACAGCAAGCUUAUGCUCACCACCAGAUGCAGAUGGCGAGCAACAUGAGGCAGCCGCAGCAUGAGAUGCAGAUGGCGAGCAACAUGAGGCAGCCGCAGCAACAGCAAGAGCAAACGGCUCGACCACCAUUGGGAGAGUGGCUGCACCAGGGGCCACUCUGGCCUUCCACUACUAGUACUGUGGGACCUCAAGCAAGUGGAGGAGUAGAUGUUGCAAGUAGGCCAGGGGAAGAACUAGAACGACAGAAACAUCAACAGGCGCACGAUCUUCUCAUGGCAGGAGCUACAAGAAAGGCAAUAAUUCAGUUUCGGAAACAAAACAGCAUGCCGUCCGCCUCAGCGUCAGACGACCGCAGGAGCACGACCACUACUCGAGGCACAAGCGAAACAAGUAAGCAACGAAGCGGAAGCAGCAAGCACAAGCAGCACCAACAAGCUCCCGUAACAACUGGGACUGCUUCUUCGCCUGGGUCGACACCUCAAGCGUCGUCGUACAUCAGGAGCAAUUCCGCGUCUCCCAACAGCGACGAUGUGUCCAUGUUUGGAGAGACAACUGAAGACAAUUCUUCGCGACCUUCCGCGUCGUCAGCGCCGACGAGUUUUACUCAAAAACAAAAACAAAAAGCCUCGGAAACAAGUACAUGGGUUCCCGCUUACGAAGCCUGGGCCGGGUGGGAACCAAAGUUCCUGGUGUCUCCUCAGUUCUUAUCAAAGGAAGAGGUGUCUUAACGUGAAAAACAAAACAGUUUAUUUAAUACAAUUCAGGUACCAUGGCUGCACCAGUCAUGCGUGGAUUUUCAAUUUUCUCUAUCGUGGAUGGAGCUAUGCGAUACGAAUACUUACAAAGUCGAAUAAUUUGCUGCGCGCCAUUUGUUCGUGUCAUGCAUUUAGAAUUACUGCAUGAAGAGAUGUUGAGAUUGGGCAACAUGCCUAUGCCACAAAACUCUUUUCAAUAAAACGUCAAGACACUUUUUUCUGUGAUAGUUGUUCACCGGCGAGAUCGCGAUGAAGAUUGCCCCGAACGACGACAACUACGAGAGAGAGAAACAGCAGGAGAAAGAUCAUCUGGGCGUGCAAAGGGCGUUGCAGAAGCACGCCGAGGACAAUGUCCAGGGCACUGCUCGGCGACACGGCGUGACUGGUCCGCGGCGGGAGCUACAGCAAGUCACGUGGCAACUCGACUGGGAGGACGAUCGAAAUGUGCGGGAUAGGAGCACCUCCGCCGUGAUUAAUUUGCUGGACCGAUUAUUGGCCCACAAGCGACGCAUCACCAAAUCGGCGGAAGUCACCAGCCUGAUGCUCGAUUUGAUUCCCGAAAGCCUGCCUACGAAGUUUGGCACCGACCACAUGAUGUUAUGCAUUGCAAAUAUGUCUGGGUCUGGAAACUUGUAAUGCUAAAAGUGAAUGAGAGCUCUACUGCAAUACGUAGCCAAGCAUGACAAAUUUUUGGGCUCCUUUGUGUUGCGUGUUCCGGAUGGCAAACUGCGUUUUUGCAUGACAGUUAAGAAGACCGCUUCCUGCCCAUGCAUCACAGAUUCUUGAGUCAUGUCAGACAUGCAUGACACGUUAGCAAUCUUCCAGACCCAGACAUUUUUGCAUUCCAUAGAUGUACGAUCUAGACGACUUGGGAUACUACGGCCUCUACGACUUCUAUGGAUCUGUCAGGAUUGAAAUCGUCAAAGUUGAGAUGAUUUGUCAUGCAUAAAAUGCAACCCUCAAAAUGCCUGUCUUGCAGACUAGGCAAGGGAGGCAGAUUGUAAGCCUGUUGCGGGGUAGAAAUAGAGCUGCUAAAGUAGCAUGACAAAAGGCUUCUUCCUUACCCAAACAGCAUUACAAGCUGGAUUUCGGAUCUACCCAAAUUUGUCAUGCGCCGCUUGAAAAUUGGUCUUCCAACUGGUAUCCAUUUUAUGCAUGACAAAUCAUUUCAACUUUGUCGAUUUCAAACCUGACGCUUCCAUAACUUCCUUCACGUGAAAGAGCAGAUCCAUAGUAAAAACUACCAGCAGCUUUGUAAAAAGUCGGGGGCGCAGCAUGAACAUGAAAAAAACCAGCCCCCGCACGCUAAAACCUACGCCUUCGUCAACUUCAUCAACGAGGACCAUAUCGAACAAAAAUCUGUUAUCGUUAUCGGAUUGGAAAUUGCUGGCAAAGGCCAAAUUUUUUUUAAGUUUAGCUACUGACUUAGCUACCUCAAGAACUAGCUAUGAUUUUGAACUAGUUGUGUGCAUUUGGCCAAGCGCCGCGCCGAAGCCUGGAUCAUGUCGAGCCCAUUCUGCCGGACCGUUUCGAGCUGCGCGCCAACCCUCCCAGGUGGAUGCGAUUUGCUCAGCUUCCGGCAGUGCAAGUUGGAAGCUUGUUUUGGGCUCAUAAAGAUCAAUUUGUAAUGCGGACCUGCGUCACAGACGCGUCACGUUUUUGACAUGGAAAAAGUGCUGCCGUGCCCACUGCAUCACACAGGUAGAUGCCCAGAAAUGAGAUUUUUUGGGGUGCUCUGGUUGCCGCCCAGUCGUUGAUGAUGAAAUCUGCCCACCAUCUCGCGGCCACCAUCGUCACCGGGGUCUGACCUGAGAAAUUACGGGAAAUAGGAUGGCACGCGGACUAUAAAAGUGACCAAAAAGUGUCGUAGUCGUUGUUAUCGGUUUCGGCCAGGGCCUCGGAAAUCUGGCCAAUUUGACCAGCAAAAGUGGCCAUUUUUCCGAAGCCUCCGGGCAAACCGAUAACAAGCACCCUUUUUGGUCACUUUUAUAGUCCGCGUGCCCUCGUGCUACGUGUCUGUUAUCGGUUUCGGCUUGACCACCCCACCGUGAUAAAAAUCUGUUAUCGGUUGCGCUUUUGGCAUCGCGCCAAAUCCAACUUUCGCAAAGUAGACCCAUAAACUUGAGCUAGCCACGACCUGAGUCGGACUAUAAAAGUGGCCAAAAAUGGUGCUUGUUAUCGGUUUGGCCUUCUGAACCGAUAGCAGACACCUAAGCACGGUGGCACGCGGACUAUAAAAGUGCCCAAAAAUGGUGCUUGUUAUCGGUUCUGCCGGAGGUCCGGCAAAACGAGGGCACUUUCCCCCCCCAGAAAGGAGGUCCGGAGGGCCUCCGGACAACAAGCAUCCCCCUUGCCCAAAAAAAAACCCAAAGAAACUAGGAAACAGGGACGCCCACAGCUCUCCAAGCACUCCAAAAAGGAGUCCUUGUCAGCGCGCCGCUUCGCCAGCUUGGCGAGCGGAUCGCCCUCGUCGAUCUGCUUCUUCUUUGCCAUGUCGAUCAGCUCGUUCUUACACCCAAACCACCCCCCCUCGCACUGACAGCAGACGCGUCGCCGCCUAUCAGCUUCCGGACAUGCUUUGCAAGCACUCGCAGCCACACUGUUUUGUUGGCGCAGUUGGCAAGACAAUAUCCAGAUCGGACGCGGAGUCUGGCCUGGGGUGACUGCGCGACACCGAACCGGAACACCACCGCCUCGAGAUCCGCCGCGUCAAGUCUGCCGUCUGCUGCCCCAGAAGGAUGACCAAAUGCACACAACGAAAUCAAAAUAAUCAUGACCGAAGAUAGCUACCUCACUAUCUAAUUUUGAAAAAAUUCUCGCUUUCGUUUCAAAUUCUUAAUUCGAUAACGAUAACAGAUUUUUGCUCGAUAAACCAGCCCCCGCACGCUAAAACCUACGCCUUCGUCAACUUCAUCAACGAGGACGUCGCCCGCAUCUUUUCAAAUUUUGAUAAGUGGCUGCCCACUUUCCAAAUUUUGAAAAGAUGCUGAAGGAAACAUCUUUUCAAAAUUCGACAACCCGAACAGCGCAAAUAUCAAAUUUUGAAAAGAUGCUCUUUCUGCAUCUUUUCAAAUUUUGAUUGAUAGGUGGCUGCUCACUCUCCAAAUUUUGAAAAGAUGCUGAAGGAGACAUCUUUUCAAAAUUUGACAACCUCAACAACGCAAGCACUUGCUUUGUUGAGGUUGUCAAAUUUUGAAAAGAUGUUUCCUUCAGCAUCUUUUCAAAAUUUGACAACCUUUUUGACAACCCCUUUGAUGAGGUCUCCCAAGAGGCUAUUAACUUAACCUAAUCCGCAUGGUAUGGUGGAUUUUGAUGAACCUGUUUGGGAACCUCUUUGGUGCGCCUAGACAGAGAAUUGUUGACGAAAGUCCAAGGCUUUGGCUUGCGCUCCAGCUGGCGGGUCGCCAGAUGGUAAGCAAAGCCGUGCCUCUGGCGACAUUUGUUUGCUUGCCUCUUUUGUGGCUCCGAAGAUUGCGAAGAUGCCCCCUCAGCAAGUUUGCGAAUUUUGAAAGCCACGCAGAAGAGUAGGCUGCUCACCCUUUCCGCGGCUGUCGAAAUUUGAAAAGAUGCGCUGGUAGUAUCUUUUCAAAUUUUGGAAGCCACAGAAGACUGAGCUGACCUCCCUUUGCGUGGUUUCUCAAAUUUGAAAAGAUGGUCCUUCUGCAUCUUUUCAAAUCCUGAAAACCACAGCACAGCCAGCUGCUCUCCUCGUCUGCGGCAUGUAAAAUUUGAAAAGAUGCUCCUUCAGCAUCUUUUCGAAUCUUGGCAACCUCAGGACAGAAAACGGAUCGGCUCUUCUGCGGCUUCGAAGAUUGAAAAGAUGCUCCUUUAGCAUCUUUGCAAAUUUUGAAAACCACAGACGCGUAAGCCGACCCCGUCUUCUGCGGCUUCAAAAAUUGAAAAGAUGCUCCUUCAGCAUCUUUUCAAAGUUUGAAAAGCACAGAAGAGCAGGCGACCCUCCUGUUUUGCGCCUUUUGAAAUUCGAAAAGAUGUUCCUUCAGCAUCUUUUCAAAUCCUGGAAACCACAGAAGAGUAAACUGCUCGGGUCUCUUGUGGCUUCGUUAUGGAAAAGAUGCUCCUUCAGCAUCUUUUCAAAUUUUGCAGGCCAAAGGCCACGCGCUUCAGAUUUGAAAAAAUGCUGAAAGGGCAUCUUUUCAAAUCUCAAGAACCACAGGAGAGCACAGCAACUUUUUCGCCUGUUGGUUUUCAGAUUUGAAAAGAUGCGCCCCGAGGUAUAUUUCCCCGCUUCAGCCGUGUCCACAUUUGAAAAGGUUGCGCCAUGAAGCACGAGCCACCUCGUCAGGGGUUGCUCGCUCCUCAGGUCUCCCAGAUCUCUCGACCCCUUUGGCUUCUCGGACAGCUGUGGUCUGUGCGCGCCUCCCUAUUCUACCUAGACCUCCCAUUCCAGUUGGCUUUUCCGGGUUUCCCAGCCUACGCCGCCUGUCCUCAUUUUACUGGGCGCGCGCCAAGUCCUGAACCGCUAGGGGUUUGGGAAGCUGCGCAGAAGAUGCGGCGGGCGUUGUUUCCGAAUCAGGCCCAAGCCAGGCCGGGGCAGAUAAGAGGGGAGGCGCAGCCUUUCGCUCGGCUGCGCUUUGUCGAGGGUAAAUUGGCCGGGGGCAUUUUCCGCGUUUGUCGCUAUUGCCGGGUGCCUUUCCUUACCUGCGCAAGCAGAGGCGCGCUCAGGGCCCAUGGCCUCAUAUGAUUGGGAGGCUCGUUUGGGUGGCUUUUCUCUUUGGGGUGUUUGGCUUGCGUUUCUGCCCCGGGCCUCGGGGCAGAAAUAGGGCAGCCCGGCUUGACGCGUUUGCAAAGGCGGACGCGCAGCCGCCAUCGAAGAGGCGCUACCCGAUAAUCGGCGAGGGCGCCGAGCAAUCAACUGGCCAAAAUUUGAAAAGAUGGGCGAAAAGGUGGAAAUUUUAGGGCCUUCAUAAAACCUACGCCUUCGUCAACUUCAUCAACGAGGACGUCGCCCGCUCGUUUUUGCUGCGCGCCGCCAAGGGCGAGCUGGCGGCGAAAACCUUCCGCCGGGUGAAAAUUGCGGCCAAGCAGGGGUUCGCGCGACAGCUGCAGAACUGGGUGAAUCUAGAUACAGAAAAGGAUACGGGAAAAUUGAAAACCUACGAGGACGACCAAGGGAAGGUCAGGACACGGACCACGGGCAGACAAGUGGCCGGUUCGCAGAGUAUAAGUUGUGUAGUUGUUGUGUUGUUGACCACUGAAUUUCUUAAUGAUUGAAGAUAAAGUUAUGCUCUUGAAGAUAUUUUUGUCUACGAGUACGACCUCCAUCGAUCUCCAACUCCAAGUUCAAGAAGUGUCUGUUCUUUCCACUGCAACUUUGUGAUAUUCGGCGGCGAUCGUAGGUUUGUGGAUCGUUAACAUCUACGAAAUGAAGAUUUUUGAAAGGAUAAGGAGUGGCAGAAGAUCGCAUCAUCUUCACCGGCAAAGCACGAAGAUUCUCGUCGCGCUACUCUAACUCUUCACCUUUACAACCUGCAAGUAGUCCUCUAUUGCAUGCGUAUUUGUAAAAUGAAAAAAACUAUACAGUUCUUGGAAUUUCCCGCACGGCGCGCAUCCACAAUAGCCACUUCGUACCCUUGAUUUUCAAGCGGUCUCCACAGAGCGAGCCGGCAAUGGCCUCGCAGGUGUCGUCGAGGAUGCCUUCUAGUACGGACGCCGGAAUAUUAAAUCAAGGUGAACAUCAAGGUCCUGCUCUGCGCAUGCGCACCCCCUACGUGAGCCACGCGUUCCGAUUGACCCCUGAUUUUCCGAAAAACUUGCUGGCAGUGGCGCUGGACGUGGAAGGGCCGUACUUGCGCGAGCACGACGUGCGAAAGAACCGCGUCCCGGUUUAUCGUGCGGAAAAAUCCCCCCUCCCCAUAUUGAGAAGGUAUAUUUUCGAAAAUUUGCGUUGCUGAUUUGAGGUCGCAAAUCACACUUGUCUUGCAAGAAGAGAAGGGCAGAAGCUGCCGCCCCAUUAUGGAAGCGGCUUGCCAUGCUGUUGGGCCUAAAGGGCAGCCGUUUGCCAUGCUGAACAACUAGACCCAUACGCCCCACCUAGCCUGGGGCUCUGGCCGCAGUGUCUCUCUGGAAUACAAAGCUGAUUUGUGUACACAAGUCCAGCAUCAGAAAUUCCUUUUUGAUAUGGGGAGGGGGGAUCUUUCCUCACAAUACGGUUCCGGACGGGUACAGUUCGCGGGCGUGGCGCAGCCUCGGCUGGAUCGUAGAGCAGUGGUAUUACAAUGAAAAAUGCCCCCACCCCCAAACUUGAAAGCAUUUGUAUUGCAAACCUUUCCAAAUGAAACAUUCGCCCUCUUGCAUGUAUCAGUACACAGAUUUCCGAUCGUGAAUAGCAAAAAUUUGUAUUGCAAAAGAUCCCAGCAAGAGCGGUGCUUGUCAUGUAAGCGAUGCGAAACACGACUACAAUCUGCAUCAGAAAGAUUCAUACUCCUUUCAUGCAUGACAAAAAGUUUUCAUUUGGAAACUUCGCAUCACAAAUUUUUGCAACUUUGGGGUGGGGGGCACUUUUCACUGUAAUAAGUGGCGCCGCGGGUGGGUGUACGCGGACGAGCGGCAGAGGUCGUUGUGCGCUGAGUACCGACUGAGCCCCUUCGCCUAUCUUGCGUGGAAACGCCUCCGGGCCACGCGAGGGAUGUACCACGUGCCGUUUCUGCCACUGUUGCCGGAUGUUCUGCCGCAGCCUCACGGCACGACUGGUGAAGAAGAUGAACAACGUCAGGGUCGUGAUGCUUUCUCGUCGAGUGCUGUGCACUUUGUCAGCAAGGGCGUGCGAUUUACAGAGGAAACCGCAACGGCCUUGUUAACCGCCCUCGUGAAGCCAGAGAACCUCGCAAAAGUCCGAUUUCCCUUCCCGAAGCAGGCCAACAGAAACCUGUGGCAGAGGAUUCAAGCCGGAGAAGACGGGAAGAGCGCACUUUCAGGUACGGAGUGUAUUAGGAUCUACAACAGUACUUGCUAUGUAUAAAGUAGAAUGAUAAAUUGGAUUUUUACUCUCGGUUGUUGAUAAGGUUGAGAUGCAGGUCAUUUUUCAUCCUGUAAUAGUGAAUGACGGCAUCCAAUACAAAUUCUAAUUCUCAUCUUCUUCUUCCUUCAAGUUGUACAUAGAUGAUCAUGAUGUGUUUCUCUACUUAGCGUUAGCAAUCUUUCAAGCCGUGCAACCUUUUCCUUCAGGUGUUAAUUGUACUCCUGAAGACCACGAGCAACAAGAUGCAAAUGCGGCUAGACCAAGAAGUAGACCAUUGGAGCAGCAGCCGCAGCCUGAAUUCAAGCCGUUUGAACCGAGCGAGACAUACAAGAAGUUUUUGGCGCAACACGGGCAUCAUGAUGCAGCAACCGGCUACGCACCUGUCCUGGAUGCUAUGAUGAAGGACACAGUCUUUUUGGAGUCAAUGAAUCGCACCGUUGGGGCGGAAGCAUCCUGGUUUCGAGAAUUCUGCAGCCAACAAGGGCAAGAACCAGCUGCGUCUUCUGAAAGAACAAGAAAAAGUGGCACAACAUCCAGAAAUUCGGCCGGACGAUCUUCUGGGUCUGGCGCAGCACCACGUAUGCCUGCUGCAUCCGCCAGCUCCGCCUCGGCCGCGGCCGCACCACAAUCGAAAAAAGCCCCUAGAAAUUAUGCCACCGCUGCAUCAGCACAUGGUGCGUGUGGACCAGACGCGAAGGAAAAGAACGAAAAUACGCGCCACAAAAGUAGCGGGACGGGCAAGGACGCGGCCACUGCGAGCAGUAGUAGAACUGCGGGUGUUGAAAAUAAAAGUCGUAAGCCGAUGUUGAACAGGAACCUGGAACACAAGAACAGUGCUGCUGUUGAUCGUCAGCAGGACGGGAAGCAGGGACGAUCACAACCCUCCACUGAAGAUGUGCCGACGUACGUUGAAGGCUGGGACCACGUGGCCGCCCCUUUUCCCUCCGAUGGAAAGGUGCAUAAUUUGCCACGGCGCGGCAGCUCCGACUCCAUGGCGAGCACCAACACCGGCGGACUAGCGUCGAUUGUCACUACGCCCGUACUCGGGCCAGCUGCUCCAGGUACGUGGUAGAGUUAUUUUAAUUUCAAUUGGAAAUGGAAAGUACAAUUAAGUACAACUAGCACUAGUACUAGUAGCUUCAAUGACUUGUUUUCCCCAUCGAUCGUCCCCGUUGUUCAUUAUAUGCAUUUGGUUUAUUCCGUUUCCGUCGAAAUAGAGUUGCUUCGUGUCUGUCCUCUAAUCCCCAAUAAGUGUUGUAGUUGAGUUGUUGAGGGCGUGCACUAAUUAAUACCUUAAAAAAUUUUUUUCUUUUCAGGGAGCGGAAGAAGGGAUCUGGAUCAUGCGACAGGGAACACGAGCACGAGCGACUCGUCUAGUGAUACAGAAACUGCUUCUGAACAAGUAGAUGGCCAGUUGGAGCACAUCGAAAUCCCGCAGCAGCACGAGUUGUACGUCGACCAACGGCUCAACAGCCAAGGUCGAGGUGAACGUGAACAACGAACCGGCACCGCAACUAGCGAAGUUGCUUCCGGUAGAGGGUCCGAGCGACCAACAGCCGCCGAUGUGCUGCCGUGUCUUGGACGACAACCACUCGCCCAACGGAGUUUUACCUACCCCUGUGGUGGAGCAAGUUCCGCACCUGCUGCAGAAGGUCAACGUGGAGAGGGAUCCCCGAGGAUGAGGACGACGAGCAACGAUGAAGAACUGAAGCAGCGGGACGACAAAGAACCGCAACACGAACACCAGGAGGAGCAUAGUGGGAUCAUGAGCCCACAGGCGUUCGUGAGAAACACUUUCCUAACCGUUGGAAAUCCACACGCAGCAACACCGCUGGCCGCAACAAGUGCGAGAAGGGGCGCGGGAAACCGCUCGGCCACGGUACCACCGCACGGACCAUAA
Molecule: messenger RNA, 10820 nt
Organism: Amoebophrya sp. A120
Lineage: Eukaryota; Dinophyceae; Syndiniales; Amoebophryaceae
Source: the annotation of a GenBank genome assembly